CGAGUUAAAGAUUAAAAAACAAAACAACAAAAACAACAACAACAACAAUUACAACAUCUUUUUGAGAAGCUUUAAAACAUGGAUAUACUGAAUAAUGACGCCGAUGCUGGCGUAUCAGAAAUCGCCAAUUAUUAUGCCGGCAAAACGAUAUUGAUAACGGGCGCCACUGGAUUCAUGGGCAAAGUGCUCGUCGAGAAAUUGCUACGGAGCUGUGCUGAUCUAAAUGCCAUCUAUCUAUUAAUUCGGACAAAGAAGGGCGUUGAGCCAACUGUGCGGAAGGAGCAGUACUUCAAAUGUGUCAUUUUUAACAAACUCUUUGAGAAGCAUCCCGACAUCGUAAAUAAGGUGCGCGUUAUUAAAGGCGAUGUGCUCGAGCCGAACCUUGGCCUGAGCGCCAAUGACAUCAACACAUUGGCCAACAAUGUGCAGAUUGUGUUCCACUGUGCGGCAAAUGUGCGCUUCGAUCAGCCACUGCGACCGAUGGUCAACAUGAAUGUCGUUGGCACCUUAAAGGUACUUCAACUUGCCGAGAAAAUGAGCCAAUUGCAGGCUCUGGUCCAUGUGUCCACAUCAUUCUGUCAGUGCAACGAGGGUUCCGUGGAGGAACGCGCCUAUCCAGCGCCACAGAAUCCCUUCGAUAUAAUCGAAAUGGUCGAAACGAUGGAUGAUGCUGCUCUGGCGGAAAUAACUCCCAAAUUGCUCAAUGGCUUGCCCAACACGUAUGCUUACAGCAAGGCACUCUCAGAAGAUCUAAUUUGCAGAUAUACCAGAAAGCUGCCUGUAAUCGUCACAAGGCCUUCCAUUGUGACGGCAGCCAUAAGCGAGCCGCUGCCAGGAUGGAUCGAGGGCGUUAAUGGGCCAACCGGUCUGAUGGUUGGCGCCGCACGCGGCGUCAUACGUUCCAUGCACUGCAAUCCGGAUUAUAAAUCAACAGUGAUCCCCGUCGACAAGGCCAUAAAUGGCAUGAUACUCUGCGGCUAUCAAUGUGGCAAGGUCGCUGCCGAAUCACAGACGACAGACAAACAGAGUAACGUUCAGUUUUGCAACCUGUGCAUCCCCAGCAAGACACUGAUGUCCUGGGGCGAGAGCAUUGAGAUGGGUCGCCGAUUCAUCUACAUAGCCCCGCUUAGUCUUGCCCUUUGGUAUCCGGGUGGAUCGAUCAAGCAAAACUAUUACCAUCAUCUAUUUUGCGUCAUAUUCUAUCACUAUCUACCUGCCUAUUUUAUAGAUUUUUGGAUGCUGGUCUUCGGCCAGAAGCCCUUCUUGGUAAAUGUGCAGCGUAAAGUCUCGAUGGGAUUGAAGCUGUUACAGUACUAUACAACAAAAGACUGGGACUUUAGGACCGAACGAUUUCUGGAGAUGUGGAACAAGCUGAAUAGGACAGAUCAAGACAUUUUCGACACAUCGGUUAGCCAAGUCAACUGGGAGCUCUACAUUAGCAAUUAUAUACUUGGCGUUCGCAGAUAUAUUAUAGGUGAAAGUGAUGAUACAUUACCACAUGCAAGGAAGGUUCUACGCCGUCAAUAUAUCCUUGACUUGGUCAGUAAGAUUCUGUUCUUCACUCUGAUAUUUUGGUUCUUGUGGACGCAUUUGGAUGGUUUUCUGGAAAAAAGUGAUGCAUUUAUACGAUCAUCACUAUAUAGUAUUUAUAAUGAACAAAACACAACAGCACAAGCUUAAUUAUAUUGUUAAUAUAUCAAUAAAUCGCUUUAAUAUUAAUUGAAUUCAAAAAAA
Drosophila grimshawi is the source of this 1734-nucleotide messenger RNA. RefSeq names its product putative fatty acyl-CoA reductase CG5065. Gene Ontology annotation, biological process: long-chain fatty-acyl-CoA metabolic process. The record is from RefSeq and is a predicted model, not a curated record. The coding region runs from base 79 to 1680 and encodes 533 amino acids. The transcript has 6 exons. Lineage: Eukaryota; Metazoa; Arthropoda; Insecta; Diptera; Drosophilidae. Gene Ontology annotation, molecular function: alcohol-forming very long-chain fatty acyl-CoA reductase (NADP+) activity. Gene Ontology annotation, cellular component: peroxisome.